GACGUGCCAGUUUUACGCACGAAGAGAGCACGAGCCUUCUGGGGGCCUAGGUUGUUUUGGUAAUUAAGUCGGUAGUUUCUGAAAUGGUCAAACCUUUGGAACACAUCAAGAGACCCAUGAACGCAUUCAUGGUUUGGUCCAGGGGCCAACGGAGGGAAAUGGCCCGGGAGAAUCCCAAGAUGCACAACUCGGAGAUCAGUAAGAGGCUGGGCGCAGACUGGAAGAUGCUCUCUGACUCCGAGAAGCGGCCGUUCAUCGACGAGGCCAAGAGGCUGCGGACUCAGCACAUGAGAGAGCACCCGGACUACAAGUACAGACCCCGGCGCAAACCCAGAAGCCCUCUCAAGCGGAACCGUUUCGUUUUCCCGCUGCCGGUGUUGUAUGGAGAGGAGGCGGAGCGCCUGAAGGGCUUCCCCUUGGACUCCUACCUCCUGUCUGGGGACAACUCCAGACCGCCCCUCGCUCACUCCUCCUCUUCCUCCUCGUCGUACUUCUCGCUGCUCGAGCCACAGGUCAGUACCGGAGCAGUCCAGCGGACAGCGGACGUGCCGUACGCGCUAGCCGCGGGCGCGCUCCCCUACAGCGCGCACACAUAUGGAUAUCAGUCCGCGGGGUUCGGGGGUUCGGCUUGCACCGGACACCAGCCGUCUGUUUCUGGGCCAGGAUACGUGGUGCCGUGCAGCUGCAGCACCUGGACCGCUGCGUCCUUGCAGCCUCAGGUGGCCUACAUCCUGCUCCCCGGAGGGAUGCAGGGCGGCCUGGACUCAUAGCUCCGGAGCAGGAGCCUCCAGGAGGAGAGCUGGACCAGAACCUCGGAGUUCAAACAUUAUUUUUCCUUCUGUAAAUGUUUACACCUAACCGGAAAACAACCGCAGCAGAAGCAAUAACAGUAAUAAUUCUGUCAAAAUCAGGAACCCUUUAAUGAUGAACUGAACUUUAUAUUUUCUUUGCUUAUCACGGCUGAGACGCAUCAGACCCGCGUCAUCACGCAGGUUUUAAUGAUCUGGUCUUAUGAGUCUGUUCAUUAGUUCAUGUGUGUUUAUUAAAGUAAAUGUUUUAUUUCUGUUAACACGGUGGUGUGGACUUUAACCCAUAACCUCCUGGCAACUCCGGCUCUUUUAAGAGAACCGGUUCGUACGGUUCGGCUCACUAGAAUGAAACGGCUCCUCGCAUGUUUUUGUUUUUUAAAUUAAUUUGUCACCAGAAAUGAUGUAAAAUGUGUUCAAACUUACAUUAAAGCAACGUUUUGUUAUUUCAAAUGAGACCAGUGAAAGUCUCCCCAGCCGUACUACAGAAGGGACUCAUCGUCACUAAACAACAUAUCUGAUGUGUUCUUGUAAAACAUGCAGCAGAGCUGCUGGAGGGAGGCUGCAGCACCGGGUAUGUCAGCUCACUGACGCUGUGAGUGUGAU
Nothobranchius furzeri (turquoise killifish) is the source of this 1412-nucleotide messenger RNA. RefSeq names its product transcription factor SOX-14-like. Gene Ontology annotation, biological process: anatomical structure morphogenesis; cell differentiation; regulation of DNA-templated transcription. Gene Ontology annotation, molecular function: DNA-binding transcription factor activity, RNA polymerase II-specific; RNA polymerase II cis-regulatory region sequence-specific DNA binding. NCBI's taxonomy places the organism in Eukaryota, Metazoa, Chordata, Actinopteri, Cyprinodontiformes, Nothobranchiidae. The record is from RefSeq and is a predicted model, not a curated record.